AUGAGGUUCUUCUUGCUGUCUCUAGCUGCUUCACUUGCUGGUGCCGUGUCAAUCGAUCUCGCGCAACGCGAUAGUCCCCUCGAGGUUCAACUGAGCGCUGUUGGAAACACCGCUGUCAAGGCUUCAAUCACAAACAAAGGUGCUUCACCAUUGAGAGUCUUCAAGACAGGCUCGAUCCUAGACGAUAAUGCAGUGGAGAAGGUGAAGGUUUACCAAGGCGACGUCUUGAUACCGUUCGAAGGUGUUCGACUUUAUGUCUCUACCUCCAGCUUGGAUGAUACCGCCUUCCAGACUCUUGCUCCAGGCGCCACCCUUGAGAAAGACUUCGACAUUGCCCAUGCACAUGAUGUCAGUGCCGGUGGUCUCUACGACAUAGCCCUCAAUAGCGCUCUCACAUACAGCUCUACCGACUCUAAUGAUCUAAUCGGCACCGUUCCGAUCCAAUCUCCCGUUCUCACCAUGACUGUUGACGGCGCCGAAGCAUCCCUCACACGCGCCGCCUUCCACGCGAAAACCAAACGAGCUCUCCUCCAAGCCGACUGCACAGGAGCUCAACGCGAGUCCCUCCUAAAAGCGUUCCCAAUCUGCGCCUCUCGCGCCGCGGCCGCAUCCAGUGCUGCACUGACUAAUGCCGCAAAGGUGAAGGAGUACUUCAAAUCAGAUAGCACGAGCGUCCGCAACACCGUCUCGGGCGUCUUCGACAAGAUCGCCGCCGAGUGCAAGGACUCGACCUCCGGUGUAUCGAAGCAGUACUGCACAGACCGCGACAACAACUGCCAGGGCGGCGUGAUCGCUUAUACGUAUCCUGCGCGCUCGUAUGUGGUCUAUUGCACGGGAUACUUCACGAGGAUUGUGGAGAGGAGCUCGGAGUGCCAUCAUGACGACCAGCCAUUUGUAACGAUGCAUGAGUUUACGCAUUUGAGGGAGAUCAAGGGGACGGAUGAUUAUGGCGUCUAUGGCUAUGCAGGUGUGCUGAAAUUGAGCGCGACGCAGAAUCUGAAUCAUGCAGAUACGUAUGCGCUGUUUUCGAAUGCGAUCGAUGUUGGGGGUUCUUGCUGAGUAGGUUCGAACCAUCAAUCGAGAAUCCGAUUGCCAAAGGGAGAGAGAUAGUUGGAUCGCAUGAACUGCUCUUUCAAUGAAGAAAUAUCCUACCCAGGAUCGAUUCGGAAUGAUACUACUGUGGUGGGAAAGGACUCCCGCCAGAGUGACAGCUCCUCAGGAUUCACAGUUAAGUUCUCGCUUUGAAACGUUAGCUUUGAGUAGAAAAUCGAACAUGAUAAAUAUGCCGUUCACUUUGAUCAUGAUAGAGGUGAAUUUUGCGGUUAAUGAAGCACAUCACAUGUCAAGAUGGAACUUGUAUGAAGCGAUAAACCUUAUGAUCCACAAUGACCCACUGUUAAGAAAGCUUAACACAUGUACUACCGAUCGCCAUA
This is a messenger RNA of Aaosphaeria arxii CBS 175.79, 1433 nucleotides long. Its product is annotated as metallo proteinase. The record is from RefSeq and is a predicted model, not a curated record. Lineage: Eukaryota; Fungi; Ascomycota; Dothideomycetes; Pleosporales. Gene Ontology annotation, biological process: proteolysis. Gene Ontology annotation, molecular function: metalloendopeptidase activity. The coding region runs from base 1 to 1059 and encodes 352 amino acids. The transcript is spliced from 2 exons.